Penicillium samsonianum is the source of this 405-nucleotide messenger RNA. Its product is annotated as DUF3602 domain-containing protein. NCBI's taxonomy places the organism in Eukaryota, Fungi, Ascomycota, Eurotiomycetes, Eurotiales, Aspergillaceae. The coding region runs from base 1 to 405 and encodes 134 amino acids. The transcript is spliced from 5 exons. The record is from RefSeq and is a predicted model, not a curated record.
AUGCCCGAUAAGACCGCGAAGACGGAGCCCGAGGCACCAAUGGUCUCUCACGGCCGAGGAGGUCAAGGAAACAUCGGCCACGACACCACCGAAUAUGUCGAUGGCGAGAUCGUCCGCGAAGGCCCCUACGGCGACCAAGGCGAUGGCGCAUACUCCGCCGGCCGAGGCGGCGCAGGAAAUAUCGGCUCCCCAAUGGUCCGGCCCACGUCCAGGGUUCCCCACGACGCCGAGAUGAUCCCCGAACUCGCGGUGCGCGGCUCAACAGACGAGACAUACCACACCGGGCGUGGUGGACAGGGAAAUGUUCAUCUUGAUGAGGCUGCACUCAAGGAGAAGGAGAAGAAGAAGGUUGCGCAUGAGGGAUUGGCGGAUAAGUUGAAGUAUAAGUUGCUGGGGCGGAAGUAG